AUGUCGGAGGACGAUCGUAUUACACUUGUCACUUCUCUCUCUCAUCUUGACGAGAUCCUUGCAGAAGCGAAAGCGAAGCUCACGAUCAUCGAUUUCUACGCGGCGUGGUAA
Molecule: messenger RNA, 111 nt
Organism: Fibroporia radiculosa
Lineage: Eukaryota; Fungi; Basidiomycota; Agaricomycetes; Polyporales; Fibroporiaceae
Exons: 2
Coding region: 1-111 (36 amino acids)
Source: RefSeq, a predicted model, not a curated record